AUGUUCAUUACUGUGAUAUCUGGUGAGGGAAGAGAGGAGAUAUUGAACAUAAAUUGCAAGGUUAUAAACUUCAUCCACUGCAUAAAAGAAAAAUGCAAUCUGGAUCCCCAAGAGACUGUGGACUUGAUGGACAGGAUGGGAGAGCUGGUGAACUUGGCAGAGAGAGCACAGAGCACUGACCUCGUCAGCAGUUUGCUGAAGGAGAGAGAGAGCUAUAUUCCAUUACAUGUAUCACGAGGUGAAGGCAGUGAAGGUCCAAAGUAUACUGCAGUGUUUGACUUUGGGACAAGUUACCCUGAGCUAGCAGAGAUUCUGAGAAAACUGUCAAAUCCUUCAAAGGAGAGGGACAAAAGGGGUGGAGCAUCUAAAAGAGGAGGAGUAAGUCAAAACCGCAUCAAAGCUGCUGUCAACUUUAAGAAAGCCAUCACAACACCUCGGAGCUGA
Molecule: messenger RNA, 444 nt
Organism: Sinocyclocheilus anshuiensis
Lineage: Eukaryota; Metazoa; Chordata; Actinopteri; Cypriniformes; Cyprinidae
Exons: 5
Coding region: 1-444 (147 amino acids)
Source: RefSeq, a predicted model, not a curated record